AUGCGGCCAGCCGGGGCCACGACAAGGGGGGAGGGUUCGCCGGCGUGGCAGCGGCGAGGCCACGGCAGGGCAGAAGGGGAGGAGCAGGGCGCGGGCGCCGGAGCGCCAGAGGUGGCCAUGGGCGUGGGGCGUCGCCUGCGCGAGGGGAAGGAGGCCGCAGCGACGGGACAGGGGGCGGCCGGGGUGAGGCCACGACGGGUGCAGGCCUCGGCGGCCAGAGCGAAGGAGGGGGCCGCGGGGGCGCGGGCCGGCGGCCAGGUGCGGGUGUGCGCGACGGGGCAGAACGGGGCGAGGCCGGGCGGAGCUGCGGGAGGAGGUGCGGUGGCGGGGCGGCCAAACGCACGAGCAGGGGAGGAGAGGAGCGGCGGGGCGAGGCCGGCGCGCGGCUGA
Molecule: messenger RNA, 390 nt
Organism: Aegilops tauschii subsp. strangulata
Lineage: Eukaryota; Viridiplantae; Streptophyta; Magnoliopsida; Poales; Poaceae
Source: RefSeq, a predicted model, not a curated record